Stylophora pistillata is the source of this 1670-nucleotide messenger RNA. RefSeq names its product pescadillo homolog. Gene Ontology annotation, cellular component: nucleolus; PeBoW complex. NCBI's taxonomy places the organism in Eukaryota, Metazoa, Cnidaria, Anthozoa, Scleractinia, Pocilloporidae. Gene Ontology annotation, biological process: ribosome biogenesis; maturation of LSU-rRNA from tricistronic rRNA transcript (SSU-rRNA, 5.8S rRNA, LSU-rRNA). The record is from RefSeq and is a predicted model, not a curated record. Gene Ontology annotation, molecular function: RNA binding.
CAUUUUCACGUGGAGUCAACUUACUGACGAAAACACCAUGGGAAAACAGAAGAAAAAGGGAGAAAGUGGGGCAGCAACAAAUUAUAUUUCAAGAAAUCAAGCUCUGAAGAAACUACAGCUCAGUUUGCCAGAUUUCAGGCGACUUUGUAUUUUGAAGGGUGUUUACCCAGUUGAGCCAAAGAACAAGAAGAAGGUGAACAAAGGAAGCACAGCAAACAAGACUUAUUACUAUAUCAAAGACAUUCAGUACCUUGCACAUGAACCAAUUCUUAACAAGUUCAGAGAGUUUAAGGUAUUUCUUAGAAAGCUCAAGAAGGCCAUUGCUAAGGAGGAACCAGGUACUGCUCAAAGAUUAGUAGAAAACAAACCAAUUUACAGACUUGAUCACAUCCUUAAGGAAAGGUAUCCAACUUUCAUUGAUGCAGUGAGAGACCUUGAUGAUGCUUUAUCCAUGGUGUUAUUAUUUUCAACAAUGCCACAGACUGAUAAAAUAGAGGCUGGUGUUGUAAAACAAUGCAAAAGAUUAUCUGUUGAAUUUCAGCAUUACAUCAUUGCUUCAAAGUCACUGAGGAAGGUAUUCCUGUCAAUAAAAGGAGUGUAUUUUCAAGCUGAAAUCCAAGACCAACCAGUGACAUGGAUUGUUCCUUACCAGUUUUGUCAAGAGCCACCAUCAGAUGUUGACUUCAGGGUGAUGUUGACUUUUGUCGAGUUCUACUCAACUAUGAUAGGAUUUGUGAAUUUCAAAUUGUACAACAUGUUGAACUUACACUACCCUCCCAAGCUUGCUAAUGAGUACAGUAAUACAAGUAACACAGACUAUUGUGAGGAUUCAGAACUGGAAGAUGAGGUGCUGGCUACUUUGAAUCAAAACUUGUCAGUGUCAGCUCAGGAUGAAGACUUGGAAGUAGAUGAAUUUCCGGUUGAUCCUGAUAGUGAGGAUGCCAAAGCACAGGAGGCCAUUAAGAAAGAGCUCCAAGAAACAGAAAAACUAAAAAACCUGUUUUCAGAAUGCAAGGUGUUUUUGUCCAGAGAGGUGCCAAGAGAAAUACUUGUGUUUGUUCUCAGGUGUUUUGGAGGGGAAAUCUCUUGGCAAAGUACAGAAGCCAUAGGAGCCACGUUUGAGGAGAAUUGUGAUUCAAUAACCCAUCAGAUUGUAGACAGACCAGUUCAAGGACACAGAUAUCUAUCCAGGUAUUACGUCCAACCUCAGUGGGUUUUCGACUGCGUGAAUUGCCGUAAACUUCUCCCUGUGGAGGAUUAUUUCCCAGGGGUUGAACUUCCUCCCCAUUUGUCCCCGUUUGUGGAAGAACAAGAGGGUGACUAUGUACCUCCUGAGAGACAAGCCAUGCUGGAAGAACAGAGGCAGACAGGAGAGGGUGAAAGCGAAGCUGAACAAGAAAAAGAGGAGGGGACGCCUAGCGAAGAACUCAGUAAAGAAGAAAAGAACCUGGCAAUCAUGGCUAUGAAAAAGAAAGACAAACGACUGUACGACCAAAUAAUGCACUCCAAAAAGAAAAAGAGAUCAGAGGUAAGAAAACUUGAGGCUAAGAGAAAGGCUUACGACGAGGCUCAGACGCAGAAGAAGCAGAAAACAAAAUGAACUCUCAACAUCGAUAUCUCAGCAUUUAAUUCCGUAAUUAAAAUAAAUUUUACACCGAACUUUAUGUAAA